Chroicocephalus ridibundus (black-headed gull) is the source of this 3678-nucleotide messenger RNA. RefSeq names its product KIAA0040 ortholog. The record is from RefSeq and is a predicted model, not a curated record. Lineage: Eukaryota; Metazoa; Chordata; Aves; Charadriiformes; Laridae. The transcript has 2 exons. The coding region runs from base 261 to 593 and encodes 110 amino acids.
UGGCACAGCCUGUGGGGCAGAUGCUGGCAGAGCCGGGUGGGGACAGUGGCAACUUGAGAAAUGGCGGUGAAGAGCAACCAGCUCUCAGGGGACGUUUGUCAGAAGGCGGCCUGCCCAGCACCAGGGGUUUCCCGUUGCAAAAGCUAGAGGCACCAUCCAAAGGCACUUGUGGAGACCACUAGCUGCUUACAGGAGCUGAACAUACCCCAGGGGGCCUUCAAGUAGAGGGAGGAGCACAGUCAGUCUGCCCAGGAGCCAACAUGGAGCAGAAGAUCAGCUCUUUCUUUAAUUCUAUCUUGGAGCUCAUCCGUACCAAGCAUGAGGAAGGUGUCUUCAACACCGUGUGCCUGGCCGUGCUAAUGGGUCUGCCCUUUGUUGUCAUCAUUGCAUUCAUUUUCAUUUGCUGCCACUGCUGCUUCUGCAGCCAGGUGGGAGAAAGCAGGAAGAAAGGUGGCACCAGCAGCAACGGGCAGAUGCACGCGGAGAGGAACAAGAAGAAAAAGAAGAAGAAGAAGAAGGAUGAAGAGGACCUGUGGAUCUCUGCUCAACCCAAGCUGCUCUUGCUGGACAAGAGACCCUCCUUGCCCAUCUAGCAGACAGGAGGGUUUCAGGCCCUCCCCUUGGGGAUGCCACCACUCCUUUCAGCUGUGCACUGCGGGAGGUGAGGAGAUGCCAAGGCUGCUGCCACUUUAUGGUGACUUUCCAAAGAGGCUGAGCUAGCACGUUGAGGUGCCAGCACAGAGCAAGGCAGUUUGGCACAGGUUUAUGCAAGUCCCUUCUCCCCCACCAUGACAGCGUGCCCAAUGGCAGAAACCCCUGCAAAGGACAGGUGUGCACAUGGACACAUGCCCUGCUGAGCACAUGAGGAUGACCUGCCACCGGGCCGCAUGUACCUCCCACCAAAGCAUAACACCCACGCACCGGGCUGCCAUGCAGCGACUGGGCAUGAGGCUCUCCCUCUGCACUUGUGUGCAAGCACACGCGCUGUUGCAUGGAUAAGAGUGCACGGGACCCACAUGCACACAAACACCGAGCUGCUGGAACACUCACCCUGCACAAACAUAGAUGGCCGCAUUUAAAGUAAGCACCGGCAUGCCUCAUUCGCUUGUCCUGCCGCGGAGAUGGCACAACUUGACUGUUGAGGCUCCGUCCAAACCCAGCUCAUGUUGGAGGUGCAAAAAAAGCAAAGCAUAGAGUUACCCCACAGCUCAAAGAUAUGCCAUCUUCUGGGCCACCAAACAGAAGGCAACUGAGAGCAUCUGAAGAUGGGUGCCCUUAGCACAACCUUAGAGACGUCAACCCACCAUCUUAAAGCAGCAAAGCAGAAGGAUGCGUUGCCACCCAGCCAAGAGGCAGGGAGGAGGCUGCAAGACUGGCCCUUUUGCACCAACACUUAUAAAAAAUCUUCCUUGAAAGACUGUUUUAUACAGACUUGCCUUUAGAGAGCCCACCACACUACUGCAAGAGAAGAAACACAAGCUGAGGCUGUGUAAAGGCUUAGCUAUGGGCAUUAGAGUUAUUUAUUGAAUGACUACUAAAGAAGAGCAGGACCAAAGCGCCUCUGUCGCAGGGCUAGGCACCCCUAAGCAGUGUUGAAGCAGCAGACACGCUUUCCCAGCAUGCUCAGCCGUCCCUUUGCCCUGCAGCCUUUGUGCAUGUGCAGACGCAUAAGCACACGCCGCCGACAGCUGAUGCCACGCAGGCAGCUCUGUAGGCCACACAGAUUGCUUCUGUAUGGCUGUCCAGCCAGCUGGCUCUGGGAUUUGGGAUGUGCUGUAGGAGCAGAGGGGGUUAAUGUUCAUGCCCACAGUCAUCCCUUACCCAGGGAUGCAUCAUACAGCUGGACCCUGCAUCCCUCUCCAUCCUCAUCUCCCUUGGACGUGCAGUGGCUUGUCUGGGCACAGCAGUUAAUGAGACCACACACAGUGCUCACCUCUGCUCUGGGUUUGAAGCUCUGCUCCUCCUACAUCUGCAUGCCCAGCCUACCUCCUGAAGAGCUGGGGGUCUCUGCUGUCCCCUGCUCUUUUCCCCUCCAGGCUCUGUCUCCGCCAGCUUGUUCUGCCAGCAAGGGAUGCACGCGUGUGAAGAGAAGCCCCAUGACAUCUGUUUUUUUACCCUGUGUCUUUACACUGGAUGUUUUCCUCCCACUUUCUUCCACUUCUUAAGCUUCUGGAGCAGUCUGGAGCUGCCAGCCAGAGCCAGACAUCUGGGGGACAAGCAGCCAAAUCCACAUGGGCAAGCCUGGACAGAACUGCUGGACAUGACCACUUCCAACACAGGCGAGGGCGAUGGCGCCUUCCCCCAGCUCCCAGAGCGCACACCAGCAGGGGGGCAAAGCCACCGGUUAGAAGCGGCCACUUGUGCCACCCAGUCCCAGCGCAGCCUGUUUUGUCCGACUCGGACAGGGCGGCGAUGUUAACAUCACAUCACGGGGUUUGGCUGCAUGCAGCUGUGCUCGUAACGGCCGGGAGACCAGGCUUCUCCUCACACAGCCCUUUCAAUUGACCCCAUAUGUGCCUUAUUUUCCAGCUUGCUUUGCUAGCACUGAAAUAAGUGAGUUCCUUCUCCUCCAAAACAGGAAGCAACAUACAAUGCUAUAAAAAAGAAUUAGUAUUUGCCACACCUAAUCCUAGAAAGAAACAUGCAGGAAUAACUCUGGGCUCUGUCCCAAAGCCCCAGUCCAGCUGGGACCCUGGAGAACCAGUGCUACACUUGUAUUAUUCCUUCUUCCUUCCCUCCUUUCCCCUACCCAGGUACUUUUCCCAGUCCUCCUGCCUCCGCCCUCACCAGGUGGGCAAAGCAGUCUCCUCCUGUGGGCAGGAAAGCUGCCCAUGCAGGUGUUCCUGCUGCGAUUCAGAGGUACCAACAGCCUCAGAGGAAGGGUGGUGUUGCCUGGAGGAAUUAAAAAAAAAAAAAUUGGAGUGGAGGGAAGCACCAUGGGAGGCCAGAGGCUUACCGGAGCAAGCAGGGGCAUGGAGACAGCCAGCUAUGGCAGAGUACAGCCUACCUGGUGUGGAGCUGAUGGGCUUUGCGUGGCUGGCUCCCAGCAAGGAGGUCCUUCUCCAGAAGGGUUAGCGAGUAACAUUUCAGGCGAGAGCAACUGAUUCCUACAAGAACCAGAGAACUGUUAAGAAAAUGUCUGUGUUGGGUCAGACACAACAUCUCCAAUCUAGGUUUUUGGGAGUUCAGAGCCAGGUCUGAAUUUCAAGAGCUUCCCAAAAUCAUCAUUCACACCACCCCCGGGCCGGACAGGGAGGGACUAGAGUACCAUCCUGCCCUGAUCCAUCCAACCAGUGGAUGAUCUGAGCCUCUGCACCCCAUAAAGCAUGGGGUUUACUUGCUCAAGGACUGCUGUUUCAGUCAAACCAUGCACUGAAUCAGCUGUUUCUUGCGACAAAAGCAAAAGAGCAGCAACAGCCUGAGGUGCACCAGGACCUGUCACCCAUCAGACAGGCAGCAGCAACCCUGCAGCACCCACACUAACAAGGUGGCAGGAGAUGCAUGGUACAGAAAUUCUGCUGCAUGGGUCCCUGCUCUCCAGACGCCUCUGAACUGCCUCCCCACAACUGCAUUUCAGUAUCAACCUUUUGUUUUCAUGAACAGACCUUGCAAAAGUGGGGGAAAAAAAUAAUAUUUUUUGCAAUUUUUUUUUUUAAACCAAAAAUAAAUGACUCUCAA